Molecule: messenger RNA, 1434 nt
Organism: Dujonia railenensis
Lineage: Eukaryota; Fungi; Ascomycota; Pichiomycetes; Serinales; Debaryomycetaceae
Source: the annotation of a GenBank genome assembly
AUGAAGUUCUUAAUUGCCCUAGUGUGGACAUUCUGCUAUGCGUCGGCUGUUUCCUACGGGAAUUGGGAAAAUGUGUACUUCACACGUACCCUUGAUCUCAAAAAGGGUUACGUCAAAGAAACUGAUGUUGUUCAAAUCAAGAACUUGGACGAUAAACCCCAAGAUACCUACUAUUUCCCACUUAGUGAUGGAAUUGGUGAAAUCACCAAGCUCUCCGCCUUCAUUGCCACGUUCCUUGACCAAGUGGUGAUCCUUGGAAGUGAAUUGGUUGAGAUUGAAGAGUUGGAAGGAAAGGCUCUCACAUACAAAUUGACCCUCCCAGCUCCUGUAGCUCCAGGUUCAACGGUUGACAUUAAGGCUCGUUACGUCUACACCUCAGGAUUGUCUCCAUUGCCAGCCAAAAUCGAAAUGAAAGACGUUCAGCACAUUCUCUUGACCUUGAACAAGUAUGCCUACUCUCCAUACCAGACCAACCAAUACCAAUUGGUCUUCACUGGAAUCACCAAGGGACAAGAAAUGGAUGUGAUUGAUGGAUCUGACUCUGAGCAAGAGCCCGACAAUCUUCCAAAGGAUUUCAAGCCUAGAAUUGAAGACAAGUCCUUGGUAUAUGGUCCUAUUUUCGAGCUGUUACCUCCAUUCACUGUCAAAUCUAUGGGAUUAUUGUAUGAACAUAACAGACCAUUGGCCAAAGCUUACAACUUGGAAAGAUCCAUCUGGAUCCCAGCUUCAAACUCCGAUAAGGUAUCUAUUGAAGAAUACUACGAAUUAACCAAUGCAGGUGCAGAGUUGAGUAACGGGUUCCUGAGGGUAGACUGGAUGCAAGGAAGAUACGAAUCCACCAGAAACCACUGGGCUCUCUCUCAAUUGGAAGUUAAAUUACCAGAUAACAUAGAAUCUGAGGGUAUUUACUACACUGACAAAGUCGGACAAGUCGAUACUUCUAAGGAGUACCAAGGUUACUUAGUAUUGCAACCAAGAUACCCACUUUUCGGAGGUUGGAACUAUAACUUUACCAUUGGAUGGUACAACCCUUUGAGUGUGUACCUCCAUAAGUUGACCGAACAGGAAGACACUUAUAUGGUUAAAUUCCCAGUGUUAAGUACUAUACAAGACAUUUCCUACGACAACGUCAAGGUCAACUUCUAUUUACCAGAAGACUCCGAGUUUGUCGGUGUGUCUUCAGCCAUUGAUUACGAAAGCAUUGAAGUUGGUAAUGAAUUGUCUUACUUUGAUGUCUCCGGUGGACACGUCAAAGUUACAUUAACCUUCAAGAACUUAAUCGAUGAUUUGAGUAAGGUCGAUUUAUUCGUGCAGUACAAGUACACUGCCGCGAGCUACUGGUUGAAGGUAUUCAAGAUCUCAGGAUUUGUAUUUACCGGGUUAAUAAGUUAUUAUCUUUUAAGAUUAAUUGACAUAUCGAUUGAAAAGAAAUAA